CACUUGUGAGGGGCAAUCUUGUCAUUUCCAUUAUUGGAUCAAACCGUUCGUCCUUGACGCCGUUAUCAUACAAGCCCCCCUCCUCCCUCUCUCCCUCCCUCCCUCCCCUAUUGUGCAAAUGCAUCAGAGAGUAAAGUAGAUCGAACAAGGAAGUUCAAUUUAUCAAGGAUCAAGUUUUGGAGUAACAGACGCCACGCCACCUUCGGUUUGAGUCUCAGAACCUUUAAUUCAUUGACGCAAGUAACUGGUAGUUACUCCCCUUCGGAUUUUGGUGGACAUAAUGCCUCGAUACAAAGAUGAACCUCCAGCGGUUCGCGUUUACACAGUUUGUGACGAAUCAAGGUAUUUGAUUGUGAGGAACGUUCCAUCUUUGGGUUGCGGCAAUGAUCUGUUGAAAUUGUUUGCAUCCUACGGAGAAGUAGAGGAGUGUAAACCAAUGGAUGAAGCAGAUUGUGAUCAAUUCACCGACGUUUAUUGGAUAAAAUUUCGACUGGUCACCAAUGCCAGGUUUGCAAAGAGAAAAUUGGAUGAGUAUGCUUUCCUCGGGAAUCGACUUAAUGUAUCAUAUGCUCCUGAAUUUGAGACCCUUUCUGAUACAAAGGAUAAGCUGGAAAGCAGGACAAGAGAAGUUCUAGGACGAUUGAACCCCAGAAGAUCUAAGGGGUCUACAGUCAAUAAGUCCGGUGCUUCGACUGACCCUUCUUUGCGUGCAAUUCCCACUCAGAUUGAUUGCUUUCCCCAGCAUGUAAACUCAAGUCAAAGGGACUCUGGAGAAUCACAACUUGCUUCACACGUUACUAACCCUCCUCUUUCAAGAGUUUCCUCUGAUCAGGAGUAUUUUCCUUCCCAAUCUAUGAAUCAGACCGUCAAGAUGGUGAGGGAGAAGCUCAAUAAGGUUCAGUCAAGUAGUGAGCAUCUGCAAGAUGAGCGUGCAUCCAAGAAAACACGGGUGGACAAUCGAAGGAGAAUUUAAUGAUGAUUUUUUUUUUCAGAGAAACCCUAGAGGAUCGAGAAAUUGUCCUCUCAGUCUCAUAUGGCUAUCAUCAAAUUGUGCAAAUCAGAUCGCAAGAAUUUUGUAGGACGGUCCUAAAACUGAUUGAUACUGGUGUGGUACGACCUUCUACUCAGAGUGCGCCAUAUAUUUGUAAGACAGACCUACAAGUUUACUUGCCAUGUAAACUACGUUGAGUAGCAAUUUUAAUAGAUAAUAUUGUAAAUGCUACCUGUUUUGUAAGGGACAAAAAAUUCCCAUCUAUUACUGCAGCAUAAAUGAAAGAAUUCGACAAAACGUAUUCCAUCUCGGA
This is a messenger RNA of Malus domestica (apple), 1304 nucleotides long. RefSeq lists its product as uncharacterized. Gene Ontology annotation, cellular component: nucleoplasm. The record is from RefSeq and is a predicted model, not a curated record. Gene Ontology annotation, molecular function: RNA binding. Lineage: Eukaryota; Viridiplantae; Streptophyta; Magnoliopsida; Rosales; Rosaceae.